Molecule: messenger RNA, 833 nt
Organism: Spirometra erinaceieuropaei
Lineage: Eukaryota; Metazoa; Platyhelminthes; Cestoda; Diphyllobothriidea; Diphyllobothriidae
Source: the annotation of a GenBank genome assembly
AUGCACAAGGACCUCAAAGCAUGGACACUGGUUUGUAUCGGCUGUCAACGGAGUAAGGUCCAGCGGCACAACGAGGCCCCCAUUGGCGCCUUCCCCGGCCCUGGUACAAGGUUCAGCCACGUUCACCUGGACAGUGUAGGCUUCCUGCCUCUGUCCAAUGGCUGUUCCCAUCUCUUCACCUGGGUGGAACGGUUCACCCGGUGGUCCGAAGCUAUUCCCCUGCCUGACAUUUCUGCUCCAACGGCGGCCAAGUCCUUCCUCAGUCGUUGGGUUACAUUUUCGGUGCUCCGUCCACUAUCACGACUGACCGCUGUCCCCGAUUUUAAUCUAACCUUUUCCAGUCUUUACUCUCCUUUUUAGGCUGUACUCGCAUCCGCAUUACGGCCUAUCGCCCGGCUGCUAACGGGAUGGUCGAGCGGUUUCACCACCAGCUAAAGGCCUCCCUACGCGCUGCGGCCGAUCCGGAGAACUGGACGGAUCACCUUCCCCUGGUCCUCUUGGGCAUCCGCUUGGCUCUCAAGCCGGACCUUGAGUGUCUCGCAGCUGAACUGGUGUUUGGCGCCACCGUCCGACUCCCCAGUGAGAUGAUCUUGCCAAUCCCACGAGGUGCAGUUGAGGAUCCCGCCAAUCUCCUGCACCACCUCUGGCAGUUUAUGCGGACACUUUCUCCGUCUCCACCGAGGUCCUCCGCCUUUCCUUCUCAUCUCCAGAAGGACUUGGCAACAUGCUCUCCAAUCAAACUUCAAUUUUAUCGAGUCCGCCGGCCUCUGGAAUCGCUCUAUGACGGUCCAUUCCGAGUCCACUCUCGAGAAACGAAGAUGUUCAGCAUUUAG